GGGAGGGCAGGGGAUGUUUACAUGGACUGGAACUGAGUGAAGUCUUGUCUGUGCAUGGCUUUGGUUAUCUCAGCGCUCUGCACAAAUUUGGAGAACUGGAGGGAAAACAGGAACAAUGUUGUCCCUAGAUGGCUGUCAAAAGCACCAUGCUGUAUCUUACUGUUUCCCUAAUUGCUCACUUGGAUGGCGAGAAAAUGCAGAGUGCAAAGCAUCCUCCCUUCCUGCUGUCUGAUGUGGAUGAGAUGCAGAGCUGUGGAUUUUGCUGAUGCUCAACGCUCAGUCCCAAGUGAUGCUAAAUAUUGCACUUCUCUGUGCCCCAGCAAGUGCUGUAACAACAUUCUUGGGGUCUGCCUGGGGUUGCUGGUAUUAAUUAAUGAGUUUGGCAUGUUUACAUGGAGCUGCCUUCCCCCCAUGCACCAAUUCCAUUGCUGCUUUCAGCACUUGUGUAGCUCACUUCAUUGCAUCUGAGCUAACAGCUGCCUGUGGAGCUCCGUGUGAGCUGAUUUGUAUAGCCGGAUGUCUGAGCAGAAAAAUACAUCAAAUUUAAACAAGGAGAGCGUGUUUCAACUCAUCCUGGUGUGCAAUCUGUCAGCUGAAUCACCUCCGUGUCCCAUCCUGACAAGGACACAAUCCUUGAUUUACACCUCGCAAGCAGCAGCUGCUUGGCGCAGGGCUGCCCUUUCCUUCCUAGUGGGUGCUUGUGCUCCCCCCAGGGCUAAACAGUGGGUGCCUGGUUUGCAGCUGGUGGGGAGCAUUUCUGAUUCAAGAGAUACUUCCUUAUUCAGGGAUGCUUCCUUGUUCAAGGGCUAUUUCCCAGUACCACUGUCAUCACAUUUGGGACAAGCUAGGGUGUGAAUUGCAGCUGGCAAUGCCCAGGGCACGGCAGAGUGUGCUCCCGCUCCUGGGGAUGCCAGCUUUUGUCACUGCUUUGGGGGUUGUACUUUACUACAGAGCCCCCCCAGGGUUUGCAGCACUGUCCAAGCACUCCUCUGAGGUCAACUAUGCUGAAUUUACCUGCAAGGCAGAAAACCUGUAUUGUGAGGAUGCUUGGGGCAACGAGGAAGCAGCUGCUGCCUGAACUGCCUUUUCCUAAGGGACAUGCUGGAGAUUGUUGCAAAAUAAGGCCAAAACAUUCUUUUCUGAUGAGAAGCAUGUUUUGUUCUGCUCUGACUGUGAGGCAAGCGUGAUUUCCCCGCCAUCCCAUCGCAGCGAAGCUCACUGGCAGCCAGCCCUCCUGCAGCAUCAUGCCUGCUCACUGACUUUUGCAGCAGCUUCCAUCUCUCUGCCUCAGGGAAGCUGCGAAUUGUAGGCAUCUGAAAGGCUGAGGGGUGCCAAUGAGCACCGGUGGGGGAUGCAUCACCCUUCAGGGAGCAUGGACUGGCUUCUCCCUGCAGAAAGGGGAUGGUACCAGCGGGCAGCAAUAUAAGCAGGUUCUGAACCCUGCUGCUCAGCUCUGCUCCUUAGGGCUGGGUGUUAUUUUUGUUGGUGUCUCCGCAGGAAGAGCUAAUGGAUGAGCUUCCCCCAGCGCUAGGGGUUGUCACUGAACGCAACAGAGUCGCAUCACACAGAGGACCAAGGCUUUGUGCUCUCCGGUUUUAUUUUGGAGCAACUUACAAGGUUCUGCAGCAAAGCAAGAAGCUGAGGGAGCCAACAUCUCCGUGCAGCGAUUUGCAGAUGGGGAGCUUGAGCCAAAAGGGGUGAAUGCCAACAGCAAGACUGCUUCCAUCAUCUCGCCCUUUGCUGUGACAAGGCGCAGGUGUCUGCUCCUCCCUUGUUUUUCUGAGCAGAAGCAUUACAUCUGUGCUACCCUCCCUCCUCAGACCCAGUGUCUAAUGAGUGUCUAAUGACGCAGCUUCACAAAAGGGCGGUUGUUCUCCUAUCGUAGCCAAAAAGCCCUGAAGAAGAGGAUCGGGAAGCGCUCCUGGCGCCACGCCGAGCUCCGCUUUGCUUACCAGCAUGGAGGUGGGUUUAUUACGAGGAGCCCAUCUCCAUCAGCAGCGCCCGCCUCGACACCUGCGCAGUGCCCGUCUGCGUGCCCGGCACAGCAGAGCCAAACGCUCACACCUGCAGGCUGCUCGCUGGCACCACGUCCCGGAGCCUACGGGAGCGAGAGGAAGCACAGCGCUGGGAUGGUGGCUGUAGGAAGAACCCAGAGAGCUGCCAGGUUGGCAGUGGGGACUCUCAAGGCCGUUGGAUGUGAGGAUCUUAAACCACGGCCAUGGGGACUUACUGCAGACAGGGACCCCUGGCUGGGGCACGGGGAGGCGUUGGGUCUGUCCCACGCGGCAGCGACGUGCAGUCAGCCUGGCGUAGCAGCAGGCACGGAGCAGGCAGCACCUGCAGCGAGAAUGAGAGCCUGGCCCUGACCCGAACAGGCUGGUAGCUGCUCUCCAACUGCCUGCAGCAACUGCAAGCAGGGGUUGCAUCCUCUCCUGCGCCAGGUCACCCAGAGCAAGCCCCAGCCCGCUCCCACUUUUGCUCUGCUCCCACCUCCACCUCUCAGCUUCCCCCUGCAGCCUUUCACAGGACCCCAGAAUAUCCCAGGUUGGAAGGGACCCGUAAAGAUCACCGAGUCCAACUGCUGGCUCCAGCCUUUCUGCACACUGGCUUUUGGACCAGCCCUGCCCUGUGCUGCCAUCCCAUCCAUUUCGGCUGAUGCUCUCUGCCUGGACGGGGCUGCAGGAAGUGGUGCCUCACUUUCCCUAAAUCCUGUUCCCCUUCUGUUGCCACUUGCUGAUGCUGUACCGGUCCAUGAAAGCAGCGCGACCGCGGCCCCAUCCCGAUCCACAGCCAUGGGCAGUCAGGUUUCCCACAGUGCUUCCUUCCAGCCCUGGAGCAAACGUGUGCGGGUGCUUCCCACGAGCUGUGAGCAUGCCUAAAGCAACAGGAAAAUAGGAUUUUGUGAGCGAGAUAAACAAGCCCCGGGAAGCUGGAAUGGAGCAGGUUUGGCUGGGAUCUCCUUUUGUGUCGCAGCUGCACUCACCGCAGGCGAGCAGCAGUGCUGGCAUCAGCAGGACCUUCAUCUUCCUCUUGCCUGCACCUGGGGGAGAAACAGGCGCUGCCCUGCCAAUCUUGCCUUGCUGAAAUCAGGUUGAAUUCUUCCAGAAGUUGAAGGGAGGGAGGCAGGAGGACUCCCUCACACAGUGCUGCUGCCUCUUGGCUGAAAGCGAGCGUACUCCUGUGCUGUCCCACCGCCCACCCCUCCAGCUCGCGUCCCACCGCCCCUCGCACCAAAGAGGACUUGGCAGCAGCAUCUCCCCAGCUGAGAUUUCCCCUCAAAGCAUUUCAUCACGAGGCAAGGAAAACAGCGCAGCGUGCAGCCUCCUCCUCCCAACGCCCCGACCCUAUUUGCACUUCUGCAAUGCGUUGGACCCCCAGCAGCAGAGGGGUCAGCCUGGGGUCUCUUACCGGGAAAUGGUGCCAGUUCCGAUUGCAGCCCCUCGCCUCUGGCUGAGUGCUGCCCUGUGCCUCUGGCUCCUGCCUGGAAGUGCCGAAAUGCCUCUCGUCUGUCCCCACACGCCGUCCUGCUACGCCCCGUCCCUUGCCGGCCAAACCCACAGCCUGGUGUGACGCAGCCUGGAGCCCCUCGCUGCCGUCUGGGGACCCUCAGGCACCCUCCCAGUGCCCCCUGCUGCUCUCUGUAGCCUCCUGCUACGCUCCCACUGCUUUCUGUAACAGCCCAGUACCCUCCCUCUGUCUCCCAGUAUCGUCUUGAGCAUUCCAGUACACCCCCAGUGCUAUGUAGAGACCCCCAAACACCCAGUAACCCCCAGUACUGCCAAAAGCCUCCCAGUAUGCUCCCAGUUCCUCCCCCAUUGCUUUGUAGUUGCCCUCAGAACUUUCUCAGUGCUCUCAGUACUACCUACAGACCCCAGGCAUCCUCCCAUCUUCAUUUUUUUGGGGUCCCAAACCUUAUUCUUUGAACCCAGACUUUAUCUUAUGCUCCAAAAUGCCACUUGGAGGAUCUAACCAUCUUGAUUUUUGGUCACAAAGUCCCUUUUUGAACAUCCAAGUACUAACUUUAAGGGCUUGUAAUCCUGUUUGUAGGGCCCAGACUCUGAUUUUUCAGUCUAGGGAGUCAUUCUUCAGGUUCACAAGUUCAGUUAUAGGGUGUAAGUCAUAAUUUUGAGGGCUCAGCUCUUCUUUUUUUCAUUCCAUAUGCUUAUUUUAAGGGCCUGGAGCCCCAUUUUGAGGGUCCAUAACCUUUUUCAGCUCCCCAAACCCAACUUUGUUGAUCUAAAGCCCCAUGUUGAGUGUUCAAAGUCUCAUUUUGUGAGGUGCUGGAAGACUGGGUGUCCAUAGGCUGCACUGGGGGGCACUGGGAGGUUCUAGACAGUACCACAGAGCACUGGGAUUUAAUUGAAGGGCUCUGGACAACACUGAGGUUCAGUGCAAAGGCAUUGGAAGCCUUUAGGCUGCACUAAGCAGCACUAGCAAGGUACUGCAGGGCUCAGUACAGUACUGAGCUGCACUGGGAAGGCGUAGAGAGGUUAUUGUGGGGUGUUAUGCAGCACUGGGAGACUAUUGGGGAUUUCUAGCAAGGAUUGGGGUCCACUGGGAGUGUGGACCCCAGGAGGCUCUGGACAGCAGAGGGAGGUGGUUGAAAGGCUCUGGACAACACUAGGGGGCACUGGGAGCACACUGGGAGGUUCUAGGUAGCAGUGGGAGGUUACUGGGGGUGUUCUGGGGGUCUCUAGGCAGCAUUGGAAGGCAUUGAGAGGUUAUUGAGCUGCUCUCUAUAGCGCAGGGUGGUACUGUGUGUGUGCUAGGAGGCUCCAGAAUGUAAUGGGAGGCACUGGGAGGGCAGUGCUGGGCUCCAGCUCACAGAGAACCGAGAUAAUUUAAGCACAUAAUUUAUUUUCACAUCGAUUGAGGUCAUCAAGAAUGUGCGCCCAUGCAGAUGCAAAACCCAUCUGGAGCAGAGGGCCAAACCUGGAGAGUCUUCACUUUGCACGUGCUCAUCACCUGCACUUGCACCUGGGGUACAGGACGUAGCGCCAGUUGUAGCUCCUUCUGUUCCUCUGCAGGCACAGCCCCAGGCUGCGGUCACACUCGCAGGACAGCUGGGCGCACCACGAGUCCCUGUCUGUGCGCAGCACCGAUUUUCAUUCGAUUUCAUUUCAUUUCCAGAAGGGAGGAGCCCCGUUUGCAGCAUCCCCACUUACUGCAGGUGUGGCCGCCCCGGCAGCACAGAUGAGGACACUUACCCCAAGCAAACAGUAUGGCCAAUGCAAGGAGAGCAUUCAUCUUUCCUGGAAGACUGCCCUGGAAGAGGAACCCAAUGCCAGGUCAUCUCCCCACUGCACCACCAAGCCUCUUGCAGCAGGUGUCUUGGGAAGCAAUGGCCACAGCAGCUCUUCUGAACCCAGUACCACUUUGCUGCUACUUCCCUUCAAGCACGGCGGUCUCUGUCUUUCAGCCAAACGCCAUCACCAUGCACAUGACCCGGCCGAAAUCUGCCAAGGGUCGCACGAGGUCGACCUUCAAUUGCUCUGGGACCACAGGCGCCUAUCCUUGUGCAGUGCCAUCAUCGCCGGCAGCUCCGCAUGACUUACAGAGCAGCCGGAGAGCACCACCUAUGAAAACGGUGUUCCCCCCCGGCCAGAUAUCCCCAGAGGAGAUCCCUGAGCUCCUGCAGCAGGUGCCGUUACGGAGCUCGUCCUCCCUGAACAAAUACAGAGUGCUCCCCUCCAUUGGCCGAAAGGGUGUGGAAGGUGCAGCGGAGCAGAGCGGCCAUCCGGAUGUGAGCUGGGGGCGGGAGGAUGAUCCAAAAACUGCAGCUCCUUCUGGAGAUCAAGGGUCUGCCUGCAGGCCACCAGAAAGCCAUGUCCCUAAUGAAGAAGCCUUGUGUGCUCCUGAGAAGCUGGGAAGGAAAAUGAGGCAAGAGGGCCCUUUGUUAUCAACUCUCAGUUUGGAAGAACCGCUGCAGAAAGAGUCACGUUUGCUGCUUGCUAUUCGGUCUCCCUCUGGUCAACGAUUUGAACAUCACUUCAAGCCCACAGACAGCCUCCAGAUGGUCCUUGCUAUAGCAGAACACCAAACGGCCACCAAAUACGAACGCUGCAGCAUUGAAACCACGGAGGUGCCCAGACGGAGCUUCUGUGACCUCAACAGGUCCUUGCAGGAGUGUGGGAUCCCCCACAAGUCUGUGCUGUGCAUCCGGCAGGCUGAGCAGCAGGACUUACAGGACACCGACCUGUAAGCGUGGGCUGAGCACUGGAGCAGCCUGGUCUUCUUCGUCUUUCUAAAAGUUCCCCUGAAGCAGACUCGUGGAUACCAAAAGCACGUGUUGAAGUGCUACUUCAAGUGUAUCCACCUAGACCGACUGCAUGGACGGCGUCUUUUAUCCACAAGUUCCUUCCUGAGUGCCACCAACUUUGGCUUUUGAAAUUGACAGUUUCCUUCUUAGAUGUGUGUUCUGCUCUCAGAGCAGGAAGCUGCUUCUGUGUCCUCUUCUCUGUUUCAAAAAGGUGCCACUUCCCAGAGGGGAUCACGCAUUCAGGAAGGCAGAAACAGAACUGUUUUACUCUGCAAAACUCAGCUGGAUUGUGGUUGUAUUGGUGAGCAGUGGGAUUUUCUCCUCAGUUUUUCUUCUCUUGUUUGACGACUGGUAGUUCAGAGGAGCUGGACAGUCAAGGUGGGAUGCUGCAAAGAACUUCACUUAAUGCUUUUACGCUCAAAUGAGUUAGUCCUCAGGCCCAGCAGGUGCUGCUGUGGGAGUUUUUGUUUGCUUUUAAUUCUGUAUUGGCUUUGACUGAGGAAUUGGCUCACCUGGCAGUUGUGUUUUAUUGAACCAAUGUGGCUCUUGCAGAGUUGUUUUGUCAAAACUCGCGAGUAGGGCAACUUAGUAUGUUUGUGCUAAAAAAAAAUGGACAGCUUGCCACACAGCUGAGCUCAUUUGAUAACAUUGUGAGGCAAAACCCAGGCUUUUCAGCUCAGCAGAAUUGCCAGAGCAUCUCACGAGAGCAAUAACAGUAGAAAACUCAUUCCGGUGUUGACCAAGAAUGUUGAAUUUCAUUCCAAAGUCAGUGUUCAGGGGUCCAGGUCUCCUCUGCAGCGGUUGGUAAGCCAGCUGUAGCAAUGCCAGCGUCUCCAGGGAGAGCAGGAGACCUGGGAUGCUUUCAUCAGACCUUUCACAGCUGCUGUUAUGAUAUUUGAAGCAGCUUUGAGAAUGUGGACUCGGCUCAGGACCAUGGAUGUGGGUGGUAGAAGAACAGCACAGCAGUGUUAGCACGCAGAGACUGGUGCCUGCUCUGUGUCUGUGAUGUCGCUUCUGCUGUCAGAGUAUUUUCAUACUGUGUGAUGGUAAAAAUCAAUAAAACCUUUUCAGCUAAAACUUGAACUGGCAAUGAUUUCUGUUUGCUGGAGGCUCAGCAUCCUCUUCAGGAUGACACAAGCAGUGUCAAGCAGCUGAAGGUGAAGGCUCCAGAGAUGGCCCAGAUCACACAGCUCAGCCCUCCAACCAACCCACGUGGACUGCAGCGUCUCCAAAGAAGUGUAUUUGUCUACAGCAAAGCCCACUGAGUCUCCAUGUAGGCAAAUGCAGUGCAGGAAGAAGCUGCCACCCCAGUUCUCCCCCUCUGCCCUUUGCAAACUGUGCCCUGUAUGAGCAGGAGGUGAAACAUCACCCUGAGCUGUUCCUAAAUAGAAAAUGGAUCAGUGCUCCUGCCUGGGCUGCCCCUUACCUACAGCUCUUCAACAACAAGAAGGCGUUCAGAAACAAGCGGAGGCAUCAGUCGGUAUGUGUUCUUUAUUCCAAUUAAAAGUACAUUAGAAACAGCACACAGGCCCAGCAGCAGCUUUCAUGACAAUUCAACUCACUGCUGUCACGAGGUCGUUCAGCUGUACCACGAAAGGAGGUGAUUGCAACAAGUCUUCCACUCUGCACGCAAGCACUCACUCACCUGCCACUUUAAAUAGGUUUCCAACAGAAUAAAAA
Molecule: messenger RNA, 7939 nt
Organism: Gallus gallus (chicken)
Lineage: Eukaryota; Metazoa; Chordata; Aves; Galliformes; Phasianidae
Gene: UBXN10
Product: UBX domain protein 10
Exons: 3
Coding region: 5222-6202 (326 amino acids)
Molecular function (GO): protein binding
Source: RefSeq, a predicted model, not a curated record